Messenger RNA from Tupaia belangeri chinensis (Chinese tree shrew), 3430 nucleotides. It is a transcript of the gene GPR157, whose product is annotated as G protein-coupled receptor 157. NCBI's taxonomy places the organism in Eukaryota, Metazoa, Chordata, Mammalia, Scandentia, Tupaiidae. Gene Ontology annotation, cellular component: plasma membrane. The transcript is spliced from 4 exons. Gene Ontology annotation, biological process: adenylate cyclase-activating G protein-coupled receptor signaling pathway; cell surface receptor signaling pathway. The record is from RefSeq and is a predicted model, not a curated record. Gene Ontology annotation, molecular function: G protein-coupled receptor activity. The annotation marks the transcript as partial.
CCUCCGGCGUUGCGGCAGCCCCCACCAGCCACCGAGCUGUUGCCGUCGGAGCGCGCCGUGGUGCUGCUGUCGUGCGCGUUGUCCGCAUUCGGCUCGGGCCUGCUGGUGGCCACACACGCUCUGUGGCCCGACCUGCGCAGCCGGGCGCGGCGCCUGCUGCUCUUCCUGUCUCUGGCCGACCUGCUCUCAGCCGCGUCCUACUUCUACGGAGUGCUGCAGGACUUCUCGGGCCCCUCGUGGGACUGCGUGCUGCAGGGCGCGCUCUCCACUUUCGCUAACACCAGCUCCUUCUUCUGGACCGUGGCCAUCGCUCUCUACCUGUACCUCAGCAUCGUCCGCGCUGCGCGGGGACCCCGGACCGACCGCCUGCUCUGGGCUUUCCACGUUGUCAGCUGGGGGGUUCCUCUGGCCAUCACGGUGGCAGCUGUCAUCCUGAAGAAGAUCGGCUAUGAUGCCUCGGACGUGUCGGUGGGCUGGUGCUGGAUCGACCUGGAGGCCGAGGACCGCCUCCUCUGGAUGCUGCUGACGGGGAAGCUGUGGGAGAUGCUGGCGUAUGUCACCCUGCCCGUGCUGUACCUCCUGGUCAGGAAGCACAUCAACAGAGCGCACGCGGCGCUCUCGGAGUACCGGCCCAUCCUGUGUAAUUCUCACCGGCUGCAGCGCGGCACCUCCGUGGCUGACAAGAAGCUGGUCCUCAUCCCGCUCAUCUUCAUCUGCCUGCGGGUCUGGAGCACCGUGCGGUUCGUCCUGACCCUCUGUGACUCCCCCGCAGUGCAGGCACCGGUGCUGGUCGUUCUGCACGGUAUUGGGAACACGUUCCAGGGCGGUGCCAACUGCAUCAUGUUCGUCCUCUGCACCCAUGCCGUCCGAACUCGCCUCUUCUCUCUCUGCUGCUGCUGCUGCUCUUCUCAGCCCUCCGCCCAGAGCCCAGCUGGCCCUCCCGGGGCUCCUGCACCCUCCAAGACAAGAGCAUCUCAGGAAUCUAGACAGACUCCGGAGCUUCCAAGCACCUGAGCUCCUGUCCGCUGUGUGCAGAGGUGCUGCCUUCCCAAGAGCAUUCUGUGGUCCCUGCUGCCGGGAGUGGGAGUAGGUGUCCGCGGCACAGGAGGCCCACUGUCAGAGUCCUCCGCCCCAGCAGCAGAACAGCCACCAGCUCAGCUUCUACCUCCUUGACCCUCAGGUGGCAUGUUCCACUCACCAUGUCCUGGAACCCGCAGGGAUUCGUCUGCGUGAGAGUAGCCGUGAGGUCCAGGAAACAGUAGUACAUGGUCACGUCGAUGCCUCUAAUCCAGUUUACUGUUUACAAUUCAAGGGACCCACACCUGGGCGGCCAUUCUCUGUGCAGUUAAUGUCAGGGGGUCCCAGAGGUGUGUCCCCGACCCGAGAUCACAGAGCAGAUUCUCGGUUUGUCAGAUUCCCUGGAGCGCCCCCAUUUUCUUGAAUAGCUUUGCUGGUCAGCGAAGGAGCUGGUAAACUUUAACCAGGUUGCAGGUUUGCCCGGGUCGCCUGGUGACUGCCAUGGCUGGGCACAGUCCAGCACGACUGCUCAGGGAUAGCCGACCUCGCGGCCUCCUGGACUCUCGCUGUCCGAGUUUCCAGCACAGGCUCUGCGUCCACCUAAAAUACAGGUCCACGCCACCAGGACCAGAACUGGGACCAGGGCGAGAAAGGCCAGCUCAGGGAAGCCUGAGGACACCCCACCCUGUGUCUCUCCAGGUCUUAGAAUCAUCCUGUUCUUAGGAAGAUCAAAAUGAGUGUGAGUCGCGAGGGAGUCUGGGUUAUUCACUUUCUAGUUUCGUUUUUUGUAGUUAAGGUGAACAGAGAGUUAGUGGAUGGUCCAAAUACAGAUCCUUCCCUGAAGGUGGAGGUUUUAAGAUUCAGCCAGUUUGGGUGGUUGGUUGGGGGAAGUGGUGACAUGGGCCAUGGGCGAUAGUUAAAAGAAAAAGAAAAUUAAAAUAAUCACCUGAAUCUCUAUUUAUAUUCUAUGGACCUUAAGUCACAGAAGCUUUUGGCCAGGCAUGGGGAGGCAUGGCAUUGGAGAGUACAGUUUUCUCUGUGGGGGUUUCCCUCGGAUUCCGUCAGAACUCUGCAAAGCUGUGGUGAUUUUCUGAGCCUAGUAAGGUGGUUCUGGAUUAAGACAAAAGCCAUGCUGUACUAUCAAUUCCUGUUUUAUUCUCAUAAACAAAAUCCCUCUCAGGAAAGGAAUGGUCAUGUAGAAGACUUGAGUUCAAAAUGCUCAUGUUAGGUUUCUUUUAUAAACAGAUUUCUCCAUGAAACUCAGCAAGAGGUGAACGUCCCCUUAGAACUCAAAGAAAGCUCCAGGCUGCUGUGCGGAAACACACUUGACAGGACAGUCUCCUGCUCCAAGUGGCCUGUGUAAGGGAACCCUAAGUCCCCCUAAAGACAGCACAGCCGGUCUCCUAGCACAAAGCCAAUAUAAAGACUCACGCUUUAGCUUCUAGAAUGGAGCAGAAAUGAAGGAAUUUGCUUGCUGCAAAGGGAGAAAAUGAUUGACAGGUGAAGUACUGGGUCACAGAGGAGCCAUGUUAGAACAGCCCUGCUCAGCAGCGGGGUAGGGAGCCCUUACUGCCUUCACACAGACAGCAAGCUGAGUGACCCAGAUUUCUGCUUUCCAGAUUGGCCAUGGUCAGGAAAGGCCUGUAGGGGGAGUAGGGAGCUCAGAGAACACCUGCUGCAAUGACAAGGCCUCCCCAUGGGGCAUGGUCACACAGCAGUCCUUUCUCCAUCUCUCCCUCCUGUCGGGAUUUUGGACACGCACGCGCACACACCUAGCUUGUUUUCCAAGCUGUGGGGUCCUGGUCGCAAACAGCACAGUUGGCCAUGUGAGAUCCAGUCACCUUCACCACCACACCUCUGACUAGCCCUCGAGUUCUUGUUCCACUGUUGAGUGCCACUGUUGUGCCGCCUGCCUCUGUAAAAACCUCUCAGAUUUACACGGUGGCUGUUUCCAUCCCAGCUUCCUCUGCUGCCCACCCAGCACUGCAGAGGAGUGGUCACCGUGAAUGGUAGUGACCAUAUGGGCAGGUGAGGGGAGGGGCUUGUCCAAGUGCCUUAACCUGGGCCCAUGGCCCGCCCACCUCAAGACUAUGAAUGGCUUCCUUGGGAGACCCAGGAACCGAGCCGAGCCCAGUGGGUAGCGUGCACUGAGGCAUGAGCAGGAUGGAGGCACGGGCUGACAGUCUAGGAGGAGCUGCUGCUCAGGUCAGAGCAAGAUGAGCCCACGACCCUUUGACACUUGGCCCAGCCGGCGGCUUCGUUGUCUCUUGUUUGCGUCGUUAAUGUUUACCCGCCUGCAUCCCUCAGUGACCCAGGGGCGGCCGCGGCCUUCCCGGUGCUGCAGCCGGCCAACGUUCUCCCGUGCUCUGUCGGCACUUCCUGGACCUUGGUCUGUGUUCCUCAGGUUCACCAG